This is a messenger RNA of Entelurus aequoreus (snake pipefish), 1877 nucleotides long. RefSeq names its product acyl-CoA dehydrogenase medium chain (gene acadm). Bases 131 to 1402 code for a protein of 423 amino acids. Gene Ontology annotation, biological process: fatty acid beta-oxidation; medium-chain fatty acid catabolic process. The record is from RefSeq and is a predicted model, not a curated record. Lineage: Eukaryota; Metazoa; Chordata; Actinopteri; Syngnathiformes; Syngnathidae. The transcript is spliced from 12 exons. Gene Ontology annotation, cellular component: mitochondrion. Gene Ontology annotation, molecular function: medium-chain fatty acyl-CoA dehydrogenase activity; flavin adenine dinucleotide binding.
CUCACAUAGUUUAGUCCCUUUCUGUCAAUUAAAGGGGGAUAAUUCGAAUUUGUGGGCUUCAACUCCCAGCCGUGCUAGCUUAGUCGGUCACUCGCUAACAUUAGCUUGUUUGUUUCACCGAAGUUCAACAAUGCUGUGGAAUAAGGUACUCCGGGCCAGCGCGCGCUGUGGUGUCCGGCUGCAGAGUUCCGGUGCGGCGGCCGCCAGCGUCAAAACCUCCACGGAUCACUCGGCAGCGAACGGUUUUUCGUUUGAGUUUACGGAUCAACAACGAGAGUUCCAGCAGUUGGCGCGCAAGUUUGCACGAGAAGAAAUCGUCCCUCAGGCUGCAGAUUAUGACAAAAGUGGAGAGUAUCCAAUGCCAAUCAUCAAGAAAGCGUGGGAGCUUGGACUGAUGAACAGCCACAUUGCAGAGGACUAUGGGGGAAUGGGCUUGUCCAUCUUCGACAGCUGCCUUAUCACAGAGGAGCUGGCCUACGGCUGCACUGGAGUGCAAACCGCCAUCGAGGCCAACUCUUUGGGCCAAAUGCCUGUUAUUAUCGGUGGCAAUGAGGAACAGAAGAAGAAAUAUCUUGGAAGAAUGACAGAGGAGCCUCUUAUGUGUGCGUACUGCGUGACAGAGCCAGGCGCCGGCUCCGACGUGGCGGGUGUCAAGACGCGGGCCGUGAAGAAGGGUGACGAGUACGUGGUCAACGGCCAGAAGAUGUGGAUCACCAAUGGCGGCAAAGCUAACUGGUACUUCCUCCUGGCCCGCACUGAUCCAGAUCCAAAAUGUCCCACCAACAAGGCUUUUACAGGCUUCAUUUUGGAUGCAGACACCCCCGGAGUUCAACCGGGUAGAAAAGAACUGAACAUGGGCCAGAGGUGUUCGGACACCAGAGGCAUCACGUUUGAGGACGUGAGAAUUCCGAAAGAGAAUGUCCUCAUCGGUGAGGGAGCGGGAUUCAAGAUUGCCAUGGGUGCCUUCGACAAGACUCGGCCACCAGUGGCAGCAGGAGCCACAGGCCUGGCGCAGAGAGCCCUCGAUGAAGCCACCACUUACGCCCUAGAAAGGAAGACUUUUGGCAGAGCGAUUGCUGAGCACCAGGCCGUGGCCUUCAUCCUGGCCGAAAUGGCAAUGAAGGUGGAGCUGGCCCGCAUGGCGUACCAGCGGUCCGCCUGGGAAGUGGACCGAGGCCGCAGGAACACCUACUACGCCUCCAUCGCCAAGGCCUUUGCCGGUGACAUUGCCAACCAGGUGGCCUCGGACGCCGUGCAGAUAUUCGGAGGCAACGGCUUCAACAGCGACUACCCUGUGGAGAAGCUGAUGAGGGACGCCAAGAUCUACCAGAUCUAUGAAGGCACCGCUCAGAUCCAAAGAAUGAUUAUUUCUCGUGAACACCUGGCAAAGGCCAAGAAAUGAACCCUGCACACGUGAAAUUAUUUGUAUUUUAUAAAUAUGUCUGUCAUUUAGUUGCAUAUGUUUGGCCUUGUCGUCCCCCACCUGACUUGCUGAUUCAUCCACACCUCAAAGAGCUACCUUUUCCAUCCAGUUUUCAGACAUUCAGCUUCAAUUGCCUUAAGUUAAGCCAUGAUUAACUGCACUAAACAAGUCAUUUUUUAAGAAUGGAUUACAGGCAAGUCUAAUGUAUUGUUGGCUCAGGUUUUUUUUGGAUGUACUUGUUGGGUAAUACUACGCCAUCAUUAUUAUUAGGGCUUCAUAACAUUUCUGAUCUGUAAAGUUGCACCAUAAACCUUAUUUUACAUUCUCUUUGGCACUUAAUCAUGGAAAAAGGUGUUCGUUAAAAUGAUGAAACGCCUCUACAAUCAAAUUGUUUUGUUUUGCUACAAACAAAAUGAUAUUCAGAUAUUAUUUAUUGUAACUUUUGCUCAUAAAU